Messenger RNA from Sipha flava (yellow sugarcane aphid), 976 nucleotides. Its product is annotated as peptidyl-prolyl cis-trans isomerase FKBP8-like. The transcript has a single exon. The record is from RefSeq and is a predicted model, not a curated record. Bases 13 to 861 code for a protein of 282 amino acids. NCBI's taxonomy places the organism in Eukaryota, Metazoa, Arthropoda, Insecta, Hemiptera, Aphididae. Gene Ontology annotation, molecular function: protein binding.
UCGGCUGCAGAGAUGAGCAGGAGGGUGCCGGUCCAUGAGGUGAUAUACGAUCGGCCGGUAGCGGCGGCUGUGCCCACCGGCGUGUACAGGCCUAUGACCGGGGACGAGUGCGUACUGACGCUGUCGGACGUGCGGCUGCAGGACGUGCAGCCGCCGGCCGACUACUGGCAUUCCUGUACGCUGGACGGCGGCGGCGUGCCGUAUGAACGGCGGCCGGUGAUCGGCGAAGCGGAUUGCAUGGUGGACAGGGGGCUGGAGGCGGUGUUGCGCGGCAUGACGGUGGGUGAGCUUCGAGAGUUCUGCUUGGGCGACGGCCGUGGUGGCCGUGUCUCGGGCCGUGUCCAGCUGUCGGCCGUGGUGAAGGGCCGCGGCGCCUGCGUGGGUGAGGCCAACGCCAAAGACGACGACCAGCGGAAGGUGGACAACGCGUUGCGGUACAAGGACACCGGCAACCGGUUGUACGGGCAGUCCCGUUAUGUGGACGCGUUCCACCGGUACAGGGCGGCCCUGCAGAACGUGCUGUUCAUGCGGACAGUGAACACGCCAUCUUGGAACUCGCUGUACUGCACCGUGGUCAAUAAUAUGGCCGCGUGCCAGCUGCGGUUGGACAACCAGGAGCACGUGCAUCGGCUGUGCACCAAGGUGCUGACCGUUCAACCGGAUAACCUCAAGGCGCUGGUGCGCCGGUGCCACGCGGCCGUCGAGCUCAAGCUGUACAAGAGUGCGGCGGACGACGCGCGGCAAGUGCUGACGCGCGAGCCUCACAACUCGGAAGCCAAGCGUUACCUGGACGAGGCCGAGCGCGGCAUUCAGGUGCAGGAAGCCAGUUAUCGGGAUAUGGUCAGGAAGAUGUUCGCUUGAUCCGCCGCGUCAGCAGCUACGGGGCCGCACUCGUUCCAGUGCUGCCCAUACGCGCCACCGCGUAACGUCUGUUUCUCCGUCUUGUAAUGAUAAUAAAUUAAACGUUUUUAUCCUA